Molecule: messenger RNA, 1178 nt
Organism: Malus domestica (apple)
Lineage: Eukaryota; Viridiplantae; Streptophyta; Magnoliopsida; Rosales; Rosaceae
Product: WUSCHEL-related homeobox 4-like
Biological process (GO): procambium histogenesis; phloem or xylem histogenesis; cell division
Cellular component (GO): nucleus
Molecular function (GO): DNA binding; DNA-binding transcription factor activity
Source: RefSeq, a predicted model, not a curated record
UCUGGCUCCAAGGCUCUGUCAUUCAGUACUCCACUCACCACAUAUGGGAAUGAGCAGCAUGAAGGUGCAUCAGUUCGCACGUGGACUCUGGGAACACGAACCCUCCCUCACGCUUGGCUGCACCAAACGCUUACGCCCUCUUGCUCCCAGACUGGCCAACACGGCCGCCGCCUCCGACACUACUACCACCCUCGCUCCUUUCGAUCUCAAGAGUUUCAUCAGACCUGACAGUGGCCCCAGAAAACUUGGAUCUUCUAACCAGCUUCAGGAGAAGAAAGAUUCCCCUCACCCUCAGGUAGAGACGCACCCAGGAGGGACACGCUGGAACCCUACGCAAGAACAGAUAGGGAUACUAGAAAUGUUGUAUAGAGAAGGAAUGCGCACUCCUAAUGCACAACAAAUAGAGAAAAUCACGGCUCAACUUGGCAAGUACGGCAAGAUCGAAGGCAAGAAUGUGUUUUACUGGUUCCAGAAUCACAAGGCACGCGAGAGGCAGAAGCAAAAACGCAGCAGCCUUGGCCUCAGCCACUCUCCAAGAACACCGACUCCUGUAAUUACCACCCUGGGAGAAGUAGUGGUGGAAAGAGAGGAAGAUAAUCCGUACAAGAGAAAGUGUAGGAGCUGGGAAUUUGAUUGCUUGGUAGAAGGUGAUCAUAGUAGUAGUACAAGUAGUGUAGUAUGUAAGCUCGACAACGACGACGCCGUUGAGGGAGGUAGAACUCUGGAGCUCUUUCCAUUACAUCCAGAAGGAAGAAGAUGAUGAGAUCUGCUUAAUUUGACACUGGCAUUUGCUUUCCUUCUUUUCUUAUUUCGGGAAAGAAGAAAGGCAAGCAAUUGUCUCUUAAUUUGUACUGAAUGCCAUGCUUCAACUUCUACCUUUUGAACCAAAAGCACUUUUAUUCCAAGCUAUCUCUAUCUGUGAUGGUGGUGCUGGAUGUCACUAUUUUGACUAGAGCAACCUAAAACGUUGAAUCGAAGCUUUUUUAGGUUAAAAGCGGGAAUCCUGCUUAAGAUUGGACACUGAAGUCCACGUACCUACUUCUCCUUCUUCCCUAGUAGUAAGUCGUAACGUCUCCUUUCAUCUGGAUCUUUGCAAUUCAAAUUGGGAAAGAGAAAUGCCUUCUAGCGCCAAUGUCAAAAAAGUAUAUUAAUGCGAUCCACCACUUAUAUGACUUUCA